This is a messenger RNA of Scomber japonicus (chub mackerel), 1005 nucleotides long. It is a transcript of the gene chn1, whose product is annotated as chimerin 1. Gene Ontology annotation, molecular function: GTPase activator activity. NCBI's taxonomy places the organism in Eukaryota, Metazoa, Chordata, Actinopteri, Scombriformes, Scombridae. Bases 1 to 1005 code for a protein of 334 amino acids. The transcript has 7 exons. The record is from RefSeq and is a predicted model, not a curated record. Gene Ontology annotation, biological process: signal transduction; positive regulation of GTPase activity.
AUGCCAUCUAAAGAGUCCUACGAGGUUCACAAGGAAGAGAAGUCCCUGGUGCAAAAGGCCAAGCGAGAGGCCAAUCAGGAGGAUAUUCUGGCGGCAGCUCUAGGGAUGAGGAUGGGGCCACAGAAACCUCCAGCCACUUUCUGGCAACCACUUAAACUAUUCGCCUAUUCACAGCUCACCUCACUUGUCCGCAGAGCCUCACUGAAAGAGAACGACCGAGCACCAAAAUCUGAGAAAGUCCACAACUUCAAGGUCCAUACAUUUCGGGGGCCUCACUGGUGUGAACACUGUGCCAGCUUCAUGUGGGGACUGAUGGCUCAGGGGGUCAAAUGUGCAGAUUGUGGUGUGAAUGUCCACAAACAAUGCUCAUCUCUGGUACCAAACGACUGCAAACCAGACCUGAGACACAUCCGUAAAGUCUACAGCUGUGACCUCACGACCCUGGUAAAAGCUUACAAUACAGCACGACCCAUGGUGGUGGACAUGUGUAUAAGAGAAAUUGAGUCAAGAGGGCUGAAGUCUGAAGGCCUAUACAGAGUAUCUGGAUUCAGCGAUUCAGUUGAAGAAGUCAAGAUGGCGUUUGACAAAGCUGGCGAGAAGACAGACAUCUCAGUGAACGCCUAUGAAGACAUCAAUAUCAUCACGGGUGCACUGAAACUGUACCUCAGGGAUUUGCCUGUUCCUGUCAUCUCAUACGAUGCUUACCCCAGGUUCAUUGACGCUGCAAAACUCACAGACCCUGAAAAGAAGCUUGAAGCUUUCCGUGAGGCUUUAGCUCUGCUACCGCCAUCACACUGUGAAACUCUCAAGUACCUCAUGGCACACUUAAAAAGGGUGACACAGAAUGAUAAAUUCAACCUGAUGAACGCAGAGAACCUCGCCAUUGUUUUUGGACCCACCCUGAUGCGUGCUCCAAACCUGGACGCCAUGACAGCACUCAAUGACAUCCGCUACCAGAGACAGGUGGUGGAGGCGCUCAUAAAAAAUGAAGACUUGCUCUUCUAA